AUGGCAGACAGUCAGGAAAAUGACAAGAAUAUUGAAAUAUGGAAAAUAAAGAAAUUGAUUAAGGCUCUGGAAGCUGCUAGAGGGAAUGGUACAAGCAUGAUAUCCCUUAUAAUCCCUCCUGGUGAUCAGAUAGCCCGUGUGACUAAGAUGCUGGCAGAAGAGUAUGGGACUGCAUCAAAUAUUAAAAGCAGGGUAAAUCGUCAAUCUGUGCUUGGUGCAAUCACUUCUGCUCAGCAGAGGCUUAAAUUGUAUAACAAGGUCCCCCCUAAUGGUCUAGUUCUCUACACUGGAACUAUAGUCACCGAAGAUGGAAAAGAGAAAAAGGUCACCUUUGACUUUAUGCCAUUUAAGCCCAUAAAUGCAUCUUUAUAUCUUUGUGACAACAAGUUUCACACUGAACCUUUGACUCAACUCUUGGAAUCUGACGAGAAGUUUGGGUUUAUUGUGAUGGACGGGAAUGGGACACUUUUUGGAACUUUAAGUGGCAACACUAGGGAAGUGCUUCACAAGUUCACGGUUGAUCUUCCAAAAAAACACGGAAGAGGUGGACAGUCAGCCCUUCGGUUCGCUCGUCUCCGAAUGGAAAAGCGGCACAACUAUGUGCGGAAGACAGCUGAGCUGGCAACCCAAUUCUAUAUAAAUCCUGCCACAAGCCAGCCGAAUGUAUCUGGUCUAAUCCUCGCUGGUUCAGCUGAUUUCAAGACCGAACUGAGUCAAUCUGAUAUGUUUGAUCCCCGUCUGCAGGCGAAGAUCCUUAAUGUGGUAGAUGUGUCCUAUGGAGGGGAAAAUGGCUUUAAUCAGGCCAUUGAACUAUCGGCUGAGAUCCUAUCCAACGUGAAGUUCAUACAAGAAAAGCGCUUAAUAGGUAAAUUCUUCGAAGAAAUCAGCCAAGACACUGGAAAAUACGUUUUUGGUGUUGAUGACACGAUAAAGGCUUUGGAGAUGGGAGCUGUCGAGACACUGAUUGUGUGGGAAAAUCUGGACAUCAAUCGUUACAUGCUCAAGAACAGCGUAAAUGGUGAGAUUGUGAUUAAAUACUUGAACAAGGAUCAGGAGAAUGACCAAAACAACUACAAGGACCAGGACACAGCUGCAGAGUUGGAGGUUCAGGACAAAAUGCCUUUACUUGAGUGGUUUGCUAACGAGUACAGAAAGUUUGGCUGUAGUCUUGAGUUUGUCACAAAUCGGUCCCAAGAAGGUUCACAGUUCUGCCGAGGGUUUGGUGGUAUUGGGGGCAUUCUCCGUUACCAGCUCGACAUUCGAUCCUUUGAUGAACCAGAUGAUGAUGGUGGAUUUUACGAGGAUUCGGAUUGA
Molecule: messenger RNA, 1314 nt
Organism: Striga hermonthica
Lineage: Eukaryota; Viridiplantae; Streptophyta; Magnoliopsida; Lamiales; Orobanchaceae
Source: the annotation of a GenBank genome assembly